AUGUCUGACGAUAGUGAUGACGAUCUCUCGACGGUGGGCGACUCUGAAUCUGAUGCCGACAUGGAAGUAGAAGAAGUCGCUGAAGAGCCGUCUACGGAAAUGGAACUAGAUGCCGAUGGAGACGAUGCGUCUGAUGAACGAUCGCCAUUCCAAAAAGAGUUAUGGCCGCUGAAGCACUUGCCCUAUUAUUCCGAGCUCGAACGUGAAGCAGAUGAUUAUUUUCGACACAUCAAAGCCGGGCUCGCCCACUCGAUUGUGCUGAAGGACAUCAAAAUGGGCUUCAUUCAUUGGCUUUGCGAGCUAGAAAACAAGCGUGGAUUGCUCACUGCCAAUGAUCUGCAACUUGAUUGGCGACCACUAUAUGAGCUCUACUACGAGUUGUCCUAUAAAAACUUGGAGGAAGAUGGCGUGUUUCUUCUCCCAGAAGGAUUCCGUUCGGACGUCGGGUCGCUAGUUGGAUAUUGCCGCAAUUAUUGGAAGCCUAAUGCCACACAGGAAAUGCUCGACGAGCUCCGCCCUUAUUUCUGCCUCUGGGAUGAAUCGAUGAUUCGGGCUUUCAAACUCCUCGAGCUGUUUCUGCCAACUUCACUGAAGGCCCACGAGCACAAAGAAUUUGGCGCUUCGCUAUGGUUUGACGAAUUUUGGCAUUUCUACGUGGCUCUGGAAAACAACUCGUCGAUCGAAGAGAAACUGUUGUCUUGGGAUUGUCCGGGCCUCAUCGAUUGGUCACCAUACCUCGAUGUGAUUUUCACGAAGAUCUCACGCUCCCUGCGACUCGGCGAAUAUAUCGGCCUCAGCCAGAACAUGCACAUGGACACAACAGCGCUAUGGGUUUCCUACAUGCUUGGCGGACCGCAUCAUGCCCAGGUUCAAGCGUACAUGGAUAGAUUGAUGAAAAUGAUCGAAUCUUUUUGCCAUCCAUCGAAUGACGGCAGCCACACGUUGCAUCUCCUCAACUUUUUGUGGAGGAUGGCCCACCACGUCGUUGUCCGUCUGAAGCGCGAACGCCACGUCAAAAGGGCAGCCUACAAUCCAGUUCCGCCGGAAAUGUUCCUCACCGAUGCCCAGAUCGAGCGUUACGUGAUGGCGAUGAAACCGUGCCUCUCGCUGGUGAUCUUUUCGAAGAAGAAGACCGAAUUCAUCCCAUUCAUUGUGCGGGAUCUGACGUUGCUAGCCCCUCAUAUUGUCAUCCCGGUCAUCCUUGAGCUCGUCUAUCCAGCCAUCCAGACGGUCACCGAACCCCAUCGCUUAACGCAAGCCCUCAACUGCCUGCUCUCCUCGAGCCUUUCACUGAUUCGAGACAAGCCUACAACUCCCGACGGUCUUUCUCACCGAAGCCACUGCCUCGUCCUCAUCCAGGAACUCCUUCCGGGAAUUGAUGUCAACGAUAUGCGAAAAAGUGUCCUGACUUUCCAGGUCCUGGCCAUGUUUGUCACAUUGAUUCCGAUGUCUGACUGUUCGAUGGCCGUUCACGUUCGGAACGACUUGACUGUCGAUGAAGCGGAACUGUGCGGUCUAACAGCAAGAAUGGAAGACAUCGUAUGCAUGGUGAUGGACAAGCUGCUGGCGAUCAUCGACACAUUUGUUUCUCCCUCUUCGGCGGGUGCCCAGCCUGCGCAUGGUGCCCUCACCAAACUCAACGCAAAGACGUCAGAUGAGGAGCGUAUAUCGAUGAAGGGAACGAAUGCUAUUUUCCGUGGAAUGGUCAACAACACAAGCACUGCCCUAUAUGAUCUUGUCAUCACGAAGCUCUACUACUACAUGGAGGAUGGAAUGUGCGAUAAUAAAGCGGCUGCCGAUUCCGUGUCUGACAUGGUUUCCAUAUCAGUCAGGUCUCAUCCUGCCCGAGCCUUUGAAAAGCUUCUGGAUUUGACGAUGAAAAACCUACGCAAAUACGUCACUCCUGAUGCCUAUAACGAGGAGCGCUCUGAUUUCGCCGUGAUUUGGUGGUUGACGAUGGCCACAAAAGUCGUUCGAGUCCCCGGAGAAUAUUUGAUCAAGCGGAAGGAAACGCUGACAGAGAUGCUUCGUUUGAUUAUGCCGUUAAAAAGCCGAACCGCCAGUCACCUUUCAUGCACUGUUCUGGAAGAAAUUGGACAUCUAUUGACCACGGUCUACCCACAACCCAACUAUCAAUGGCGCGCCGAUUUGGAUAAGCCAGUCGAGGACUUCUUGCCGAUUAGGCAUUGGGCUCGUAUCACCGACCGUCGAACUUUCCGCUGCCACUGGUUUGUGCCGACGGCAGACAGCAUUAGCUUCUGCAACGAGUUGCUUGGCGAAUGGUUUUAUCCCUUGCUGGAGGCACUGAGGCGACCAGUUGACAUGGACAAGCAUCAGAUCCUCCACAAUCUGUACCUAAUCGAAAGCGUCGUCGUCGGAUGCUCAUUUUCCAUGCCGUACCUACCAGGCGAACGCAUCAAGCUAAACGAUUCUGUCGUCUUCGUCAAUCCGUUGAUCUACGUCGCCAAACCCGCUGGAACCCCAGACCUCCUCGCUCCUGAUGGUGGCAAUGUUCGCGAGGUCGUGCGCUCGUCGAUCACAGACCUCCUGAAUUUCCUCCUGGGGGAACGCGAAGAUGAUGUGAAAUCGAUCAGCAUGGUUCUACGAAUCCUUUCUGUCAUCGUGUUCACUCGCGGAACAACCAAGACCAAGCAUCAUUCCGACUAUCAGAUGUUUCUCGCGAACAAACGACUGAUGACAGACCCGCUCCGAGGACCGAAGGCCAACCCUGAUUGGGUCACUCGCGAGUACAUCGCCUUGCAUCAUCAGAGGCAUGUCGUUGCUCGAAGUGGACAUCUCUUUACCAAGACACACAUCGAUGUGAUCCACACUCUCUUGAAAGUCAGCACUAGCCACUACAGCGAAAAUAGGGCCCAAGCUCAAAGCCUUUUGCUGUCAAUGUUCAAGGUCUUCCCCUACUCCUACAUGCAGGUGCUUGACAAAAUACUGGAUCUGCUGAAGCCCGAUAAGAACAUCAGCCAUGAACAAUUCAAAGGAGGCCUUUAUUUGCUGGUUGAAGGCAAGAGAACAGCGCUCGUCCUCAAACACAACUGGGAGGCCAUCUUGAAAAUCUGGCCUACGCUGGUACGGGCACAACACAGCGAGAAACCAUCGAUCAUUGCGUUGAUAGAAAUGGCUCAAAACAGCAUCGUUGACAAUUUUGAAAGCUUCCGCCUGAAAGAACACGUACCUGAAGCGGCGCUCCCUUAUGCUAUGGAACUUCUUUUGGGAAAGGCGAAAGAUGCCGGAACCCAGCGUCACGUACCCGCCAAAGGAUGCCCCUCACAAGCCGAGAUAGAAGCUGCUCACCAACGUUUUGACAGAAUGAAUGCCAGAAAUUUGCAAAAUUAUAAUCAACUCUGCUCCGAACUUCUUGCCCUCGCAUCUGAUCAAACGCUGCACUGGAGGCAUACGGACCUAUCGCACGCACUGCUCUCCUUGAUGAUCAGGCGUGAUCUAGAAUAUCCGACUCCCGGACUGAAAUUGUUUGUUCGGCUUCUUGUAAAUGACUCUGUGAAAACUCGGAAAGUGGCUGGCGCUGUGGUCAGCGCGUGGUUGAAGAUGAAUAAACCGAAAUCCUUCCGUUGUGAAUAUCUGUUGGAUCAGGAACCAAACACGGGUCCCGGCGCGAAAUGGCCUAUUCGGUACGGUCUACGCAAAGACAAUCGAGAGAUGUGCUAUGAUGAAGAAAACCUUCCGAAGACCGUGGAGGAGUACAACAAUUUCCGGUUCUGUGGAAAACAACAUUGGGGCUUCUACACAUGGCCCGUCAAAUUGAUGACAUAUGGUACGUUGGCACAACAAGUCGAUGUGAACCGCCCCGAAUCCUCGUUUUCCGAGGUAGAGCAGUAUGUCGUUGGCCUGUUCCGAGACCCAAAGUUCCUUGAUCGUUUGCUAGAACUCAUGUCCAUCGAGGAAAAGAAAGUGAACGACACUGAGGACUACUUUAACACCAUCAACUUCUCGCUGUUCCAGGGCCUUUUCCGGAACUACAACGACUCGCUGGUUGAUGUCUUCCGCCCUCACCUCGAACGCCUCUGCAAAAAUGAGAAGGAGCAGUCACAAAAACUAGCCGGAGAAAUCGCGGCUGGGCUUGUCAUCGGCUCCAAGCUUUGGCGAUACGAGAAACAACAGAAGCUGUGGGAAUGGCUGGGCCCACUUCUGCUAAACACCAUGUUGGAUCUAAAGGAUACGACGGUCAAGUGCUGGGGAGUAUCGGUCGCGACGAUGUGCGGCUGUAUUGAAAUGCGGAUGGCUCAACCCUUGAUCGAGAUCCUAUUUGAGCUCAUCAAACGUCCGAUUGAUAACAACUUCCAGCUCAGCUCCCGUCUAUUCAUCAUCCAAGGCGGCCUGUGUCAAUGGGAAUGGCGUGCUUUGGCGCUGUGGCAUCGCCUGCGUCCCUUCCUCACGAAAUAUAUCGCCCUGGGUUAUCAGAAUGUUCGGGAACGACUAGGCGUUUGCUUGACAACCUUGGCCUGGUUCGAUGUUCCGACAAUAUACGUGGAUCCGUCUCUGCCUGAUAGUCUGAAGCUGCCGCGUUUUGAAGAUUGCACGAAGAUGAUUGACCCCUAUUUGACCACGGCAUGGGAUGAAGUCUAUCUGAAGGGUGUCAUCAAUCCCGAAGUCGGAGGCUCUACAUCUUCUACGGAUCUGAUGUUCCAGCCCGGUGCGGUUGAUUCUGAAGCGAAGAAGCAAUCCCGUCUGGCCCUGAAAACGCUGAUCUGCUUCAUCCUGAAUUCGACGAUACAGAGCUACGUUUCAUGGCCACCAUCUUUCAUCAAGUACAUUCCGAUGUUGGCUCACUUCAGCAACGAUGUCGGAGACGAAGAACUUGUGACCAUUUGUCGAUCGCUCUACCGCGACCUCUUGAGCACUGUGCGUGUUUCGAAUGAGAACGCCGGCCCUGUCUUGGAUUGUAUCGAGAAGUAUUUCGAGGGACCAGGCUGGUGGAAGGCCCGACUCUUUGUUCUGCGGAAUAUGCGCCUACUGAUCUUCUCAAAUGUUUUCGUCUUCCUGGAACAUCGGGAGCGCAUUGGCCGAAUUAUCUCGCGUCAGCUUCGUUCUUCCCAACUCGAAGUCCGUGAGGCGGCCACUCAAGUGCUCUCUGGUUUGGUGCAUUGUGGCUUUUUCGAAGCUACUGCUGAGCUCAUGGGCCAACUUGAACACAUGGCCAUGGAUAGGAAUGGACCGAUUUCCGAUCGUCAUGCUGGUGUACUUGGACUGGCCGGCGUUGUCCUCGCUUUCCCAUAUUCCGUGCCGCAUUUCCUGCCUGACGUGGUGAUGAAGUUGUGUCGACACUCGACGGAUGACAACCCGAUGAGGGAUACCGUCAAAAAGACGAUGGCUGAAUUCAAGAGGACCCACCAAGACAGCUGGCAUGAACACAAGAAGGUCUUCACCGAAGAUCAGCUCAGUGCACUGACGGAUCUGCUCGUUUCGCCAAAUUACUACGUU
Molecule: messenger RNA, 5454 nt
Organism: Mesorhabditis spiculigera
Lineage: Eukaryota; Metazoa; Nematoda; Chromadorea; Rhabditida; Rhabditidae
Source: the annotation of a GenBank genome assembly